Messenger RNA from Adineta steineri, 901 nucleotides. Lineage: Eukaryota; Metazoa; Rotifera; Eurotatoria; Adinetida; Adinetidae. The record is from the annotation of a GenBank genome assembly.
AUGAAUAACUUAUUUAUGUUACGUCGUAUUUUACCUUUAUAUCACAACAGAUAUAAAAUAUCGUUGAUCUUAUUGUCAUCAUCAUCAUCAUCAUCAUCAUCAUCAAAAGCAAUUUAUUCAAGAAUGAAAGGACUUAUAGAUUCAAAACAAUAUGAAAAAGCUUUAUCUAUUUUUGAUCAAGAAUCUCAUUUAUGUAAAGAUAUUGAAAUCAAUAUGGCAUUAAAAGCAUGUAUUAAUUUAAAGGAUCAUCAACGUGGUAUGAAUAUACAGAAAAAACUUUCUCAAAAUUCACUUGAGAAUCCUUAUAUUCAAACAACACUUAUUCAAUUUUACAGUGAGUUAUACAUUUUAGCAAAUGAAAUUCUAGCUUGAAACUACAAUAAUAAUCGAUUAAUUUCAUUUUUAUGUACAAUUCAAUUGAAUUUUCGAAAUAUUUUAUCAAUAUUUGUUUAUUAUGUUAACGAUGAAUAUGAUUGUUGGUAGAACAAACACAAUAACGACAUUCACAUCUAACCUUAAUAAAAUAUCUCAUAUUAAUUAAUUAUAUUUUAAUAAUUACAGAUCAUUCAAAUAAUAAGUAUCUUAUUUUAUGUUUAUUUCUAGUGCAAUUUCACGAUAUCGAUAAUGCUUAUCGUCUAUUCUCUACAAUUAAUAACAAAUCAAAUUACAUCUAUAUAGCGAUGUUUAAAGGUUAUUAGAAUUUUUAUUCUUUCAUUGAUAAACUUCAUUUUAUUUUCAGGUCUCAUUUCAAAUAACAUGUCAAUAAAGGUGCUCGAUUUAUUCGACGAAAUUAAAAUUCAACCUAAUGAGCCUAUUCUCGCUCUUGUAUUUCGAGCGUGCACUCGAGUUGCUACUGAUCGAGCAAUGAAAACUGGAAGAAAUAUUCUUAAUCAAAUGCCUA